AAUAUGAGUAAACAAGUAUAACGCUAGUUUCCAAAACACGGAAACGCAUGUCUCUCGAACGGACGUUCGAAUUGGACCUCCUCGAUCGUUCACAUCCGGUUCGAUUCCGCGCGAACGAAGGGAAUGACAGAAUGACAGACGGAUUGAGGUGAAAAACGAAGAGAAGGUGCAGAGAUUCAGUUUCGGUGAAUUCAGGGCGGAUUUGUCGCGGUGAGUUAGUUCGGCAGAGACAGCGAGGAAAAGAGGAGGCCGGACGAGUCCCCGGAUCGAGAAUCUCGCAAAAGAUGGCAAGCCGCGACGAGUUGGUCUCGCAAUUCGCGGACGUGACUGGCGUCGAAACCGAGAGAGCGCUAUUUUACCUCGAGUCAUCCGCCUGGCAGCUCGAGGUUGCCCUCGCUAGCUUCUAUGAAAAUGACGAGUUACCUGGAUUAGUGGCCGAGGCUAUCGAUAAUACGCAACAGGAGGAAGAGGAGUUACAAGAUAGAACGGACACAAUGUCGAACAAGAAUGUGAAAUCCGAUUCGACAGAAUCAAAGGGUGCUAAACCGAAACCUAGAUUUGGAACAUUGAAUGAUCUUCAGAACAAAGACAGCAGUUCCGAUGAAGAGGAGGGACAAGCAUUUUAUGCUGGAGGUUCUGAACACAGUGGACAGCAAGUCUUAGGACCAGGAAAGAAGAAAGAUAUUAUCAGUGACAUGUUCAAAUCCUGUCAGGAACAAUCAAUUGGACCUGUCGAGCCCCCAAAAAUGGGAGGUCAACAGAGGCCAAACACAUUCAGCGGCACAGGAUAUAAAUUAGGUCAAACUAGUUCUGAUAGUGAAGUGGUGAUGGGAGCAAGCGCAGAUCAACAAUCUUCAAACGGUCUUAUUAUAUUGAAAUUAUGGAAGGAUGGAUUCACAAUAAACGAUAGCGAGAUUCGAUCCUAUGACGAAUCUGAGAAUAGAGAGUUUCUAGCUGCUAUUAAACGAGGUGAAAUCCCAGCAGAGAUUCGCCAACAGGUGCAAGGUGCGGAAGUACGUCUUGAUAUGGAGGAUCAUCGUCAUGAGAGUUACGUUCCAUCGAAAACUAAAGUGAAAGCCUUCUCUGGAAAGGGACACAUGCUAGGAAGUCCAUCGCCAGCCACUGUAGGUAUGACAGUUCCAACAGAUCCUGCUGAUCAAGCUGCUAAUGAGACGCAAGCGAAAAAAGAAUUGAAUGUAGAUAUUUCAAAGUCAACGACAACGUUACAAAUUCGUCUCGCGGACGGCAGUACUGUGAAGGCUCAAUUUAACUUGUCACAUACAGUCGCCGACCUUAGACGAUAUAUAAUAACGUUGAGACCUCAGUAUGCUCUAAGGGAUUUCAGUUUGUUAACUGUGUAUCCAACGAAAGAACUUGCAGAGGAUAAAACGAUUGAGGAGGCUGGUUUGCAAAAUUCGGCUAUAAUGCAACGACUGAAGUAAAUUUUUUCUAAGUUUUUAGAUUGAGAGAUGUAUAACAAUUAGAUAUAUACCAAAUAUAUGUUAAUUGCUUAAAAAUAAA
Messenger RNA from Nylanderia fulva, 1521 nucleotides. RefSeq names its product NSFL1 cofactor p47. Gene Ontology annotation, biological process: Golgi organization; autophagosome assembly; nuclear membrane reassembly. Lineage: Eukaryota; Metazoa; Arthropoda; Insecta; Hymenoptera; Formicidae. Gene Ontology annotation, cellular component: cytosol; nucleus. The record is from RefSeq and is a predicted model, not a curated record. Gene Ontology annotation, molecular function: ubiquitin binding.